Molecule: messenger RNA, 1131 nt
Organism: Symbiodinium sp. CCMP2592
Lineage: Eukaryota; Dinophyceae; Suessiales; Symbiodiniaceae
Source: the annotation of a GenBank genome assembly
AUGGCUUGGCGGCAUACAGCUCUGCAACAAAAUUUCUUGUUCUUUAUUGCGGCACGGCGCCGCCGGGGAUCCGAAUUAUUAGCAAGGCAGUGCAUCGAGAUGGGUGUUAAUCUAGAGGAAGUGGAUGUGCACGGGCAGACGCCUCUGUUUUGGGCUGCAGCGCGCGGCAAUUUGGUCAUAGUGAAAUUCUUGCUUAAUCUGGGGUUUGAAGUGAACUUUCGCGACAAGGCCAGGAAGACUGCUCUCUUCUUUGCCAUUGAGAAGAAUCACAUGGACGUGGUCGACUACCUGAUCGAACGUUCUGCCUCCACAUUGGUUCGGGCUUCCGACGGCAAGACACCACAGUUGAUGCUAAAGGCAUUGAAUCACAAGGCCCCCAGCAGGAAAAGAGAGUGGGUGUCACCAACACCGAGUUCCACGUGUCCGGGCGCGGCAACACGGAGCCGUUUUGCCCAGUGGGAAUGGGCCGGGGCCCAGGAGGAGACUGAGCCACUGAUUGAAAAAAAGGAGGACAACGUGCUCGUGGAGAACGCGCAGUACUACGUGUGUGCAUCAGUGACCGGGUGUUCGAAGCGCCUCCGCCGCUCGGAACGGGAGUUUGUUGGAGAUCAUGCUCAUCUCCAUCAACAGGAGACCUGGUACAGCAACUUGACUCCUGAGAAUUCUGCCGAGCUCGUGAACGUGAGCAUGGGCGACGAAAAAGCACAUGAGAAUGUAAUUGACGAGUUGGCGCAGGGAUCACGGCCUAGCGCCUUCACGCUGGCAGCAGUGUCGCAACAGACUCGCACACUCGCUGGUUACGUGUAUGCAUCUUUCACGGACGAGACGUUGAAGAUCGGCCAAGUGAAGGUGGACCGCCCCCAUCAAGAACGGGGACUAGGCGGUCUGCUACUUAAAGCGGCCGAGAAGCGAGCACAGAACUUGGGAGCAUCCAUCUCGAAAGUCAAACUCUCGGUCCUCGAAACCAACAAAGGGGCUCAAAGAUGCUAUGCAAAGUCGGGGUUCAAGGUUACCACGACAUACUCGUCAAGUUUUCCACCGUGCGCUUGCGAAGCUAAGCGAAUCCCUUGCCACCAUGAGAAGAUCCGGUGGUACAACAUGGAGAAAGCUUUGCCUGACAACACGGCCUGA